This is a messenger RNA of Labeo rohita (rohu), 1707 nucleotides long. RefSeq names its product HEXIM P-TEFb complex subunit 1 (gene hexim1). The coding region runs from base 228 to 1193 and encodes 321 amino acids. The record is from RefSeq and is a predicted model, not a curated record. The transcript is spliced from 2 exons. Gene Ontology annotation, molecular function: 7SK snRNA binding; cyclin-dependent protein serine/threonine kinase inhibitor activity. Gene Ontology annotation, biological process: negative regulation of cyclin-dependent protein serine/threonine kinase activity; negative regulation of transcription by RNA polymerase II. NCBI's taxonomy places the organism in Eukaryota, Metazoa, Chordata, Actinopteri, Cypriniformes, Cyprinidae. Gene Ontology annotation, cellular component: nucleoplasm; cytoplasm; nucleus.
GCCCCACUCUUCUCCGUAUCAGAAGCGAAUUGGAGUUUGCAUUGGAGGGAAAUGUUCUCGUACCCGUCAAGAAACCAAGUCAAUAGUGGAGGGAACGGAAAGAGUUCACAUUAACAAUCUUAGUUAGCAUAAUAACUCAAACACGAGAUUGGAGUUGAACGUUUAGGAGCUGUCCCUCAUCUCACAGAUCACAAACUUGUAUCUCCUUCAGGUGGGAGUGUACAGUUAUGGAGCUUAUUAAAGAAGCAGCUGCACCGGAGGAUGACAGCAGAGGGCGGCAGAGGGAUGGUCUGACAAGUGUCGUCUCAUCGAAACAAGUGCAAAGAAACCAGCUGGAGAUCUGUCCGGGUUUGGUGUCUGGAGAUACACAUCCUAUGUGCCGCGGCCGGGAUAGAAGUGAUCCGGAGCCCAAGGCUGGCGACGCAGCAAGUGACGACGGGUUUCCUGCGGACAAAUCAAAUAAUAAAAGAGACUCUGGUUGCACGAGAGUAAAUAUCGAGGGGCUGUCAGAUGGCCGCCAGGGAAAAAAGAAACACCGGCGGCGACCCUCCAAGAAGAAGCGCCGCUGGAAGCCUUACUUCAAAUUAACCUGGGAGGAGAAGAAAGAGCUAGAUGAACGCGAGACCGCCCGUGCGUCGCGGGUGCGCGCCGAAAUGUUCGCCAAAGGUCUGCCCGUUGCCCCAUACAACACCACCCAAUUCCUGAUGGAGGAGCACGACCGUGAAGAACCUGACCUCAACACGGAGCUGGGCGGCAGAAAAUCCGGGGCGAUCCGCUCCGAUGACACGGCCAGCGAAGACGAGAAUUUCGAGGGCGAAGAUGAGGACGAGGAGGAGCGCGGGGGCGAAGGCAGCGACGGUAUGGGCAGACCCGGGCACGCAGGCGGAGAGUUUUUGCAGAGAGACUUUUCUGAGACCUAUGAGAGGUACCAUGUCGAGACUCUCCAAAAUAUGUCUAAACAGGAACUGGUCAGGGAAUACCUAGAGCUGGAGAAGUGUAUGUCACGGUUAGAGGAGGAGAACAACUGGCUCCGCCACGUCCGGAGAAAUCCCGAGUCCCCGGCUGAUGGCACCGGCGCUCAACGCGUUCGGGAACUGGAGAUUGAGGUGGAGAGACUGAGAGCCGAGAAUAACGAGUUAUUACUUAAAACCCCCAAAAGUAAAGGGCCAGGACUCAACCAGUCUCAGUCGUGAUGAAUCAGUGUGUUAUGUUUCUGUUGUACAUGUCAAAUCGUUGCGCUGUCUUAUUGUAAACAGUAUCUCUGUGGUAGUUAAUACCCUCUCAGCCUUUGCCAUCUGAAGGUAAUGUUUUACAGAAAAUUUUAUUAAAAUCUUUCGUGCGGUCCCACAUAUUUGGUCAGUUCACAGUAAUAUACGUUAGUGAUUUGUACAAUUAAAUUUACAAAACCAAUAACCUACAACGUUAUGUAAAAGAUAGGGGAGAGGGGAGACUUGUUAAGUUUGCCCGAGUCUUUGCCAUAACAUCACAAAUUAUAUUUCGGCCAAUUUCAUUUUAUAAGUUACCAUAAUCAUUGAAUAUUUAAACUUGCAUUUCAUUUAGAAACCGCAAACAUGCAGCGCUUCAGAUUCAUAUUUGAUGGCGCACAUGCUUCAGUGUGUUAAUGCAUGACAUUAUGUUGUAAACAGUGGUAAACAGUUAAUGGUGUUUUGCCUAAAUAUAUCGUUGAUUAAAUUAUUUCAUAUUUUA